UAAUAAAAUUGGUGUUUUUGUAAAUAAUUCGAAUAAAAAGAAUGGUUUGGGCGGUUCCUACGCCGUAUCUUAUUGGAAGUGCAAUUGCAACUAUUGGAGGAUUCACUUUCCUCACAAAAGAUCUUCUAAAUGAAAAUCGAUAUGAAGGAAAGGGUAAAAUGACUGACAAAGUCGUCAUUGUAACUGGAGCAAAUUCAGGAAUUGGAAAAGAAACUGUACGAUCGUUGGCCAAAAGAGAAGCGAAAGUUAUCAUGGCUUGUCGAGAUUUGCAUAAAUGCGAAGCGGCUCGACAAGAACUUGUCCUCGACACUUUAAAUAAACACAUUUAUUGCAGAAAAUGUGACUUAGCGUCGCAAAAAAGUAUUCGCCAAUUUGCGGAACGCUUCAAAAAAGAAUUUAAGGAGUUACACGUCCUGAUAAAUAAUGCAGGAGUUAUGAAUUGUCCACAAGCCACUACGAAAGAUGGAAUCGAAAUGCAACUCGGUGUUAAUCACAUGGGCCAUUUUUUGCUUACAAAUUUACUCCUCGAUACUUUAAAAGCAUCAGCACCUUCGAGAAUUGUUAACGUCACGAGUGCUGCUUAUGCCCGAGGAAAAAUAAAACUGGAUGAUUUCAACAGUGAAAAAAAGUAUAAUCCUGAUGAAGCUUACAAGCAAAGUAAACUUGCCAAUGUUCUAUUUACUUUAGAAUUGGCAAAGAAAUUAAAAGGGACCGGAGUAACUGUAAAUGCAGUUUAUCCAGGAAUAAGUGACACAGAUAUUUAUCGAAACAUGAGUUAUCAUUCAAGUUUCAUUAGUUCCGUUUUUGUGAAACCUUUUACCUGGUUAUUCAUAAAAUCGGCAAGACAAGGAGCGCAACCCGUGUGGAUUGCGGCAAUCGAUCCAAAACUCAAAGACGUGACGGGCUGUUACCUCAGCAAAGGAAAACCUGCGGAAUUAUCGAAAGAAGCGAAGGACGAGAAAAUGGCAAAAUGGCUCUGGUUGACGAGUGAAAAAUGGACUAAACUCGAAACUAGCUGACAGAAUAAAAUAGGCAUUUAGUUACUGUUCUUGUUAAUUGUUUUUAUUUAUAUUUUAGUGACUUAAUAAAUAAAGAAGGAAAUUAACCUCCGUAAA
This is a messenger RNA of Belonocnema kinseyi, 1115 nucleotides long. RefSeq names its product retinol dehydrogenase 13-like. The record is from RefSeq and is a predicted model, not a curated record. NCBI's taxonomy places the organism in Eukaryota, Metazoa, Arthropoda, Insecta, Hymenoptera, Cynipidae. The coding region runs from base 42 to 1019 and encodes 325 amino acids. The transcript has 6 exons.